Messenger RNA from Macrobrachium nipponense, 753 nucleotides. RefSeq names its product metallophosphoesterase 1-like. Bases 1 to 753 code for a protein of 250 amino acids. The transcript has 7 exons. NCBI's taxonomy places the organism in Eukaryota, Metazoa, Arthropoda, Malacostraca, Decapoda, Palaemonidae. Gene Ontology annotation, biological process: GPI anchor biosynthetic process. The record is from RefSeq and is a predicted model, not a curated record. Gene Ontology annotation, molecular function: hydrolase activity.
AUGAUUAUUGGUGCCUUCCUCCUGUCAUCAGUCAUUGAGGGUCCCUCCAAAGGAUCCUGGGAAUGGCAAAUGCAUCGAGCCUUUCAGUCCGCCAUAACGUUACAUAAACCCAAUAUUGUUAUUUUUUUAGGAGACCUCUUUGAUGAAGGCAAAUGGUGUAUGCCUGAUGAGUUUGCAGCAUAUGUCACCAGAUUCCACAAUUUGUUUUAUGCUCCUGAAGAAAUUCAGUUCCUAAUAGCAGCUGGUAACCAUGACAUGGGCUUCCAUUAUAGCUUGAACCCGUACCUGGUGAACCGAUUUCAAAAGGCAUUUGAUACUGGUCCUGUAAAGUUAGUGCAGAUUCAAGGAGUAACAUUUGUCAUUAUUAAUAGUAUGGCUAUGGAAGGGGAUGACUGUUUUCUAUGCAAACCUGCCUUAACAAAGUUAAAGAUUGUUUCAAGACAGCUGAAGUGUGCUAAAGGUGAUAAGGAAUUAUGUGAAUACUGGAAGAACUCUAUGAUGAAACAGUAUAGUAUGCCAAUAAUAUUACAGCAUUAUCCACUAUUCCGGGAAUCAGAUGCCGUUUGCAGUGAACCAGAUGAAGCUCCAGAAGAGAUUAAAUACAUCAGAUUCAGAGAACGAUGGGAGUGUAUCUCUAAAGAUUCUACUGAAUUGGUAAGAUUAAUUUUACUCAUGGGGGAAUUGGCUUCACCUUAUAAGGCGUACUAUGUAGUACGUAUAUUGUCUUGCGGGAGAGGCGGUCCCUCCAGAUAG